GAACUUUAAUUCCCACAAAGAUGAACAUAGAUGACUACCACCUGACAGGACUUCCCUUCUCCUCCUCUGCYGACACUCAUGCCUGCUGUGGAAUAGCACCAGAGACUGGAAAGAUGGCACUGAGCAGAUGUGAAAUGAAUAUUCGUUAUUGAUUGCAGAAUGUCUGACAGAGCUGGAGGAAAGAACUGAAAUCUGAUACAGAAGUCCAGGCCCAUUUUCUCUCAACCUGUUCCUCUAAACUUUUGCCGAAUUGAAACUUUGAAUAAUGAUGCUUUACCUGGAAAAACUCUGUGUGUAAAGCUGCUCAAGCCCAAUGCAGAUUUUUACUUCAAAAGAAGACUGGAAGAGACUUCUGAAAGUGACACUUUCUGCUGCCACUCCCGCUUACUUUCGAGGAUUUACGCUGAUUGCCCUCAAGGAGGGUAAAGAAGGGGACAARGAAGAAGACCAUGCGGGAACGUUUCAGAUUAUAGAUGAAGAAGAAACACAGUUCAUGAGCAACUGCCCCGUUGCUGUUACGGAGAGCACCCCUAGGAGAAGGACGCGUAUUCAGGUUUUCUGGACAGCCCCUCCUACUGGCACAGGCUGUGUUAUUCUGAAAGCCAGUAUUGUGCAGAAGCGCAUAAUCUAUUUUCAAGAUGAAGGUUCUCUCACAAAAAAAAUUUGUGAACAAGACUCGACCUCCGAAGGUGUGACUGACAAACCAAUUCUAGAUUGCUGUGCCUGUGGAACUGCCAAAUACAGGCUAACUUUCUAUGGAAACUGGUCAGAAAAAACACAUCCAAAAGAUUUUCCACGACGAACCAACCAUUGGUCAGCAAUCAUUGGCGGUUCCCACUCCAAGAACUACAUCCUUUGGGAGUAUGGAGGAUAUGCCAGCGAGGGUGUCAAACAAGUUGCAGAGUUGGGGUCCCCAGUAAAGAUGGAAGAAGAAAUUCGACAGCAGAGCGACGAGGUGCUGACGGUGAUCAAGGCGAAGGCGCAGUGGCCAGCCUGGCAGCCGCUCAACGUGAGAGCUGCUCCCUCUGCUGAGUUUUCUGUGGACCGGCAUCGGCACCUGAUGUCCUUCCUCACCAUGCUGGGGCCCAGCCCCGACUGGAACGUGGGCCUCUCGGCGGAAGACCUGUGCACCAAGGACUGCGGCUGGGUGCAGAAGGUCGUGCAGGACUUAAUCCCGUGGGACGCCGGCACGGACAGCGGCGUCACCUACGAGUCUCCCAACAAACCUACAGUUCCUCAAGAGAAGAUCAGACCUCUUACAAGCCUAGACCACCCCCAAAGUCCCUUUUAUGAUCCCGAAGGAGGCUCUAUCAAGCUGGUGGCCAGAGUGGUAAUUGAGAGAAUUGCCCGCAAGGGGGAGCAAUGCAAUAUUGUUCCUGAUAACAUAGAUGAUAUUGUGGCAGAUCUCGCACCAGAAGAAAAAGAAGAAGAUGACACCCCAGAGACCUGCAUCUAUUCCAACUGGUCCCCCUGGUCAGCCUGCAGCUCCUCCACGUGUGAGAAGGGCAAGAGGAUGAGGCAGAGGAUGCUUAAGGCGCAGCUGGACCUCAGCGUGCCCUGCCCCGACACGCAGGAUUUCCAGCCCUGCAUGGGCCCAGGCUGCAGCGAUGAAGAUGGUUCCACUUGCAUGAUGUCUGACUGGAUUACCUGGUCCCCCUGUAGUGUUUCCUGUGGCAUGGGAACGCGCUCUAGAGAGAGAUAUGUAAAGCAAUUCCCCGAAGAUGGCUCUAUGUGCAAAGUGCCCACUGAAGAGACUGAGAAAUGUGUUGUAAAUGAGGAGUGUUCCCCCAGCAGCUGCCUCGUCACYGAGUGGGGCGAGUGGGAUGAGUGCAGCGCCAGCUGCGGCUUGGGAACCAAGAGGCGCCACCGAAUGAUCAAGAUGACUCCUGCUGACGGGUCCAUGUGCAAGGCGGAGACCACGGAGGCCGAGAAGUGCAUGAUGCCCGAAUGCCAUACGAUUCCCUGCUUGCUGUCUCCUUGGUCGGAGUGGAGUGACUGCAGCGUAACCUGUGGGAAGGGAAUGCGAACCCGGCAAAGAAUGCUGAAGUCCGCCGCGGAGCUCGGGGACUGCAACGAGGAGCUGGAGCAAGUGGAAAAAUGCAUGUUACCCGAGUGCCCUAUUGACUGUGAACUAACCGAGUGGUCCCAGUGGUCCGAGUGCAACACGUCAUGCGGAAAGGGCCACAUGAUCAGGACGAGAAUGAUCAAAAUGGAGCCGCAGUUCGGGGGAACAGCCUGCCCAGAAACUGUCCAGCGCACCAAGUGUCGAGUACGGAAAUGCCUGCGCGGCCCCGGCCUGGAGAAGCGGCGAUGGAAGGAGGCGCGGGAGAAGAGGCGGAGCGAGCAAGCGAAGAAGAACGCGGACAGUGAGCAGUACCCAGUUUGCAGACUGAAGCCGUGGACUGCUUGGACAGAGUGCUCGGCGCUGUGUGGCGGCGGCAUUCAGGAGCGCUACAUGAUCGUGAAGAGGAGGGCCAAAACCACUCAGUUCACCAGCUGCAAAGACAAAAAGGAGCUAAGGGCAUGUAACGUUCACCCCUGUUAGCAGAGCAGCCGAGUGAUGCGCUGUGAGCUAAAUGGAAAGUCAACCUUGGUUUGGUUUUUUUAAAACAAACAUAUAUAAAGUGUAUAUUAGUUUUCAUUUUUGCAGUGUGGUUUGCUUUUUAGUCUUGCCGGAGCAAGAAAUGUAUUUUAUAAAUAUUUCCUCACAGAUUUAUGCUGAGAGUAAAUCUUUGAUACUCCAGCUGGCCCUUAAUGCAUAAAACUGGUAAGUCAUUGUGAAUCAUUUAACUGAAAUACAAAUGUAUCUGUGGCCAUGGAACAGCCAUAUACAAAGACUACUUGUAAAGAGAUGGGAUGCAUGCAUAUUAACAUAACUAGGUURAAGUGACAUGUUCCAUAUGUGGAAGGAUUGCUCUCGAGCUGAUUUCAAAAUCCAAAGCAGUGCCUAUGUGAGUAUGUAACUAUGCCAAGGAAUAAUUUCAGUAAUUUAAAGGUGCAUAUUUAUAUUUUUCACACUAUUGGCUUGAACUGAUGCUAUAACUACCCUAUAUUCUUUUCUUCCAAUAGAUGUUAUGGUACCUUGCAAAAUAACCUUUGUUUUUUUAAAAAUUAAAUAGGAAAUAAUCUGU
Nothoprocta perdicaria is the source of this 3131-nucleotide messenger RNA. It is a transcript of the gene SPON1, whose product is annotated as spondin 1. Gene Ontology annotation, cellular component: extracellular matrix. Gene Ontology annotation, biological process: cell adhesion. Lineage: Eukaryota; Metazoa; Chordata; Aves; Tinamiformes; Tinamidae. The coding region runs from base 314 to 2545 and encodes 743 amino acids. The record is from RefSeq and is a predicted model, not a curated record. The transcript has 18 exons.